Copidosoma floridanum is the source of this 2626-nucleotide messenger RNA. RefSeq names its product protein fem-1 homolog C. The record is from RefSeq and is a predicted model, not a curated record. Gene Ontology annotation, molecular function: protein binding. NCBI's taxonomy places the organism in Eukaryota, Metazoa, Arthropoda, Insecta, Hymenoptera, Encyrtidae.
UUCAUCGCAUAAACAAUUUUAUUAUUCAGCUGUGCGAAAUUAUUGCAGUGAAAAAGCGUAAUCGUGCAUCUGAACUAAUGAAGGCUAAAAAAACAAGCAUUUCAUCGAGAAAUGAAAAAAAAAAUAGUACGAUUCGUCUUAUCAACCCAAAGCAAGUAUACAAUACUGCCUCAAUUAGAGAGAAGUCAAAGCUAAGCAAACCUGCUGGCGCUGGACUACGAUGUGGAUACCAAACCGAGAGCACUUCUCUCUAUCUAUGGACACGCUAUUUAACGAUCUCGUCCAGAACAUAAAGCACGUAGCACCAGGUGCUCAGCUAUCAUAUCUUUUGCGCAGUCGUCUUGAGAAAUAUAAGGCAGAUGAGUUAAAGGAGCUCGUGAGUCGGACAAAAGACGGCUGUGCCCCACUAUUCAUUGCUUGUAAGCGUGGCCAUGUUGAAAUAGUCGAGUACCUUAUCACAGUUUGUCAUGCGAAUAUUGAACAAAGGGGCAUUUAUGAGGUUCCGGAUGACAGAUCGGUGCAUUGUGUGACGCCACUCUGGUGUGCUGCUGUAUCAGGAAAGCUUCCUGUCCUUAAGUGUCUGAUAAAGCAUGGGGCUAAGGUCAACGCAGUUUCUGACUCCGGAUCCACGCCUGUGAGGUCCGCCUGUUUUAUGACUCAUGUUGAAAUUGUCUCCUACCUAGUGGAGCAUGGCGCUGAUAUCAUCAAGGCAAACUACAACGGUGGUACGUGCUUGAUAAAUUCUGUGCAAAGCGUGGAAUUGUGCACCUUCUUGCUGGAGCAUGGUGCCGAUGUUAAUGCUACUGAUAUACAGAACAAGACGGCCCUUCAUUAUUCUAUACAAGAGCAUCGCUUUGAAACUACGAAACUGUUGCUUAGCUAUAACGCGGAUCCACACCUCAAGUCUCGCUAUCAUGAUGACGCACUGCAAACUGCCUGCCUCAAGGGUGCAGAGACGAUCUUCGAUUAUCUUAUGAAUAACGUAAAAUUCACACCUGAACGACAAGCAGACGCACACGAAUUAAUUGGAUCCACAUUUUUCGAUGAUCAUAAUGAUACGCAGUUGUCAUUUAAGUACUGGAAAAAAGCUCUUGAAAUUCGUAGAUUAAAUUCAGUCCAUGACGGUCAAUCGUUGUUUAAAAGGCCAGUGUAUCCUCAAAGAGACACUUUCCGUUACGCUACAGAAUUUGCGACUCUGGAUGAGCUUUCAAAUAUUAUGCUCGAUCUUGACUCGAUAAGAAUACAAAGUUUGUUGAUUUGUGAAAGAGUUUUAGGACCUUCUCAUAAGGACACACUGUUUAAAUUGAUGUAUCGUGGUGCAUCAUAUGCUGACGCAUUACGCUACCAGUAUUGUAUUGAUUUGUGGAGGCGCGUACUAGAAAUACGCGUGGAAAAAGACUCGAUUUUGUUCACUGAUACCUGUUUUACUGCUCAAGCUUUGGUCCGACUAAUGGUAGAUUUAUGCGAAAAAUCGCUGGAUAUCGAAAUAAACCGCGAUAAACAGGAACCGAGAUUCUGCGACGUCGUAGCGAUAUUCAAACUACUAACCAACAAUCUCACAGAGAGCAAAAAAUUACUUAAACAUCGUCCAGUACAUAAAAGGCAACGUGAAAGCUACGAUCGAAUUUUGAAAUGCGUCACGCACUUAAUAUACUUAUUGACCACGACGGCACAAAGUGAGGAUGACAAGGCAGAAAUGCGGUCUUUGGUGUUCGAUUUAGUAAAGCAAAGUCCAAGAUCGUCCUCAACGGAAGACACUCUCUUACAUCUCUGCGUCUCACACUUAAACACAAUAAGUUCAAGUUAUUUUAGUGCCGACGAAAUUCACAAGAUUUUUCCGAAUUUUAAAGUGGUGAAACUUUUGUUAGAAGUCGGAGCACCUGUGAAUGCCCGAAACGAAUCUCGAUCUACACCUUUGCAUGUAGCUAGUAACGUUUAUAACUUUAAAAAUCACCUGGUUAAACUAUUGUUGGACUACGGCGCACAUUUGGAUACGCCGAACAAAGCAGGAGACACUCCAGCUAAACUUAUAUCUUCAAAUUCGCUCAACAAUAUCAAUCUUGUUAAAUACUUGACGCUUCAGUGCCAAGCUGCCCAAGCUGUCUGCAAGUAUGGCAUCAAAUCGAAAGAAUUGCCGCUUACACUUUAUCAUUUUCUUGAAUACCAUAGAACUGAAUAAUUUUCUAGUUUGAUGAUUUUAUUUUGAUUGCGACAAAUUAAUUGUUGGACUGUACUUUAGAUUUGAGACUUGUACAAUAAUAUAUUGUCUUUUGUUAAUUCUAAUAUUAAAUUGUCAAUAAUAGAUUUCCACUGCAUGGUUUAUGACAACUGCAAUAUCAAUAUUGAUAAAUAGUAUGGGCAUGGUAAGCAAUAAAUGAAUUCUCGUUUGAAAUAUCAAAAAAGUUAACUGGAUCAUAACAUUUCAAAGCUUAGGCCCAACGCACAAUAUUUGUGGGUGACCCUAUAAAUAAAAUCAAACAAUAAUUGCUGUUCUUUACAAUAACAAUAAAUAAAUACAAAACAAUAGUUCUCCUUGACACUUGCUCUUUCGUUAUGAUUAAUGGUAAAUAUACAGACAACAAAUACUAAAUGAUUGGAGCAUGACUGUUUACUAAAAAGUAUGUAC